This is a messenger RNA of Capsella rubella, 981 nucleotides long. RefSeq names its product E3 ubiquitin-protein ligase SINA-like 7. Gene Ontology annotation, molecular function: zinc ion binding. The record is from RefSeq and is a predicted model, not a curated record. Lineage: Eukaryota; Viridiplantae; Streptophyta; Magnoliopsida; Brassicales; Brassicaceae. The transcript has 2 exons. The coding region runs from base 1 to 981 and encodes 326 amino acids.
AUGUCGGAUUAUUCGGGAGAAAUAUAUAGAUAUAGUCCUUACAGUAUUUCUGACGUUGCUGUAGCCUCGAUCUCGCAAAAUCCCGACGAAAGAACUGGUCGGAACAGUACUCCUGACAUGGCUGGAGGCUCAAAUUCGCAAAGUUCGGGAGAAAGAUCUGAUUCCAGUAGUACUAGUGUCUCACGAAAGAGACAAGCUUCUUCGGUUUCUCCCACUGGUAUUUCGAAGAAACGCUCGACGAUGCAGAUGGAUCUUGAUAUUCUUGGGUGUCCCAUUUGCUUGGGAAAACUGACCAUUCCUAUCUUCCAGUGUGAGAAUGGACAUUUGGCAUGCUCUUCUUGCUGUCCCAAACUGAUGAAUAAAUGUCCAUCAUGUGCUUUGCCUAUUGGCCACAUUCGCUGCAGAGCAAUGGAGAGUGUUCUUAGUUCAAUCUCUAUUCCAUGUCCGAACACCAAGUUUGGUUGCACCGAAUAUGUCUUUUAUGGGUUAGAAUCAACUCAUGAAAAGGAAUGCCUCUUCUCUCCAUGCCCCUGCCCUGCAUUGGGCUGUGAUUACACUGGCUCAUACAGAGAUGUCGGCUAUCACUAUUAUACAUAUGUUGAUACCUGUCUCACUCCCUUGCAUCCAUAUGAAUUAUUUACGUAUGAUAAGUCCUCAAGUGUUCGGAUGAACAUUAGUGAUAAGGUAAAAAUCCUAGUUGAUAAAAUAAAUAACACACUGUUCGCGGUGCAGUGUUUUAGGGAGCCAUAUGGUGUGUGUGUAACGGUGAGCUGCAUUGCGCCAUCUUCUCCAGAGAUGCAAACUUGCUCAUAUCAUCUCUCCUACACUGUGGAUGGACACACUAUGACUUACAAAUCACCAGGCAUGAAGAAUGUUGUUGAAGUGAGUUUUCAAACACCUCUAGAGAAUUUCUUGUUUAUCCCUCACUCUUCCUUGCUCGGUGACUUGUUGGAGAUGAAGCUUUACAUCGGUUUUCAUUAA